AUGUCGACCACCGCGUCUAACACCGGCGAGCAUGCCGAGAAGACUACCGUCGACUCGAACAUUAAUUUGGUCGCCGGACAGUCUGCGGUCGAUUCUUCGGCCACCGAGCUGAACGCUGCCGAGAUGGCUGCCACUGAGGCGAUCGUGGCCAUGGCCGUCAGUAAUACUAACAACGUUGCGAACACCAACGCCGUUGAGAACACCACCGCCGUUGAGAACACCACCGCCGUUGAGAACACCAACAACAUGGCCAAUACUACCAACAGCAUGGAUAACACCGUCAACAUGGCCAACGCUUCCAACUCUGUUCACGGCAAUACUACUGGCAAUGGCAAGACUCUCAUCCCGCCGGUUUUCCCCUCGUCGGCUUUCGCCACGUCGGUCGCCGCCGAGUUGGCCAAGCUGACCAAACCAGAGCUCAAGGCGGUCAGUGACGUGAUGGUCGACUUUGGUAUGCUCACGACCGAGAUGGUCGGAGCCGUUGGCAUUACCACUCCCGACGAGUUGACUGCCUCUGGCCUGAUCACGCCCCAGAUUGUCGCGAAUGCUAUGAUGAUUGCUGGCGUCGGUCCUUAUGCUGGUGCCGGUCCUUAUGCCGGAGAUCCCGGUACCUAUGCCGCGAAUGCGGCCACCUAUGCUGCCAAUACCAGCAAGCAAGCUGCCCCUGAGCUGCCUGCUUCUCAGCCGGCCACCGUUGUGCCUGGCCCUGCCACCGCUGGUCCUUCCACUGCUGGCCCUUCUACUGCUGGCCCUGCUAAGGCUAAGACUGGCGUCGCCAGUGGUCGCGUGACCAAGAAGAAGAGUGUCGCGACUCCUACCAAGCUCAGCGCCAAGGCCAACAGCUACAUUGACAGCGCCGUUAACAAUUCCGGUGACAGCGGCCCCUCGACCCCGACUAACACCACGCCCGGUCUUCUCAUCGGCAAGGCUUCCGGCCCCACGUGCAUCAACUGCCGCAAGAAUAAGGCCCGCUGCGACCGCAUCGUGACCUGCGCCAAGUGCGCCAAGGCCGGUGUUGACUGCGAGAUCAACAAGGGCAAGGGAAUUGACGGUUCUCAUAUGAAGCCGUCCGAUGGACCCCUCAAGCUCAAGGCGUGCGACCGCUGCAGGAGGAUGAAGUCGGCCUGUGUUCGCAAGGACAAGUGCGUCCGCUGCGACAAGAGGGGUGAGGAGUGUGUCGUUGGUUAG
Dichotomopilus funicola is the source of this 1188-nucleotide messenger RNA. RefSeq lists its product as uncharacterized. The record is from RefSeq and is a predicted model, not a curated record. The transcript has 2 exons. The coding region runs from base 1 to 1188 and encodes 395 amino acids. Gene Ontology annotation, molecular function: DNA-binding transcription factor activity, RNA polymerase II-specific; zinc ion binding. NCBI's taxonomy places the organism in Eukaryota, Fungi, Ascomycota, Sordariomycetes, Sordariales, Chaetomiaceae. Gene Ontology annotation, biological process: regulation of DNA-templated transcription.